Dendrobium catenatum is the source of this 611-nucleotide messenger RNA. Its product is annotated as mitochondrial uncoupling protein 5. Gene Ontology annotation, cellular component: mitochondrial membrane. The annotation marks the transcript as partial. The record is from RefSeq and is a predicted model, not a curated record. The transcript has a single exon. Gene Ontology annotation, molecular function: succinate transmembrane transporter activity; oxaloacetate transmembrane transporter activity; antiporter activity. Lineage: Eukaryota; Viridiplantae; Streptophyta; Magnoliopsida; Asparagales; Orchidaceae. Gene Ontology annotation, biological process: thiosulfate transport; malate transmembrane transport; phosphate ion transmembrane transport.
AUGGCGGAACGCCGGAACUACAAAGGGGUAGGCGAUGCUUUGGGUCAGAUGGUGCGGCGGGAGGGGGUGAGAUCCCUGUGGCGGGGAUCGGCUCUUACGGUGAAUCGAGCGAUGAUUGUGACGGCGUCGCAGUUGGCAACGUACGAUCAGGCCAAGGAAGCUAUAUUGAGGAAAGGAUUAAUGCCCGACGGGUUGCCUACACACGUUGCGGCGAGCUUCACCGCCGGAUUGGUGGCAGCGGUAGCGUCGAAUCCGGUGGAUGUGGUGAAGACGAGGGUGAUGAAUAUGAAGGUUGAGAAGGGGGCGCCGCCGCCGUAUGCCGGAGCGCUCGACUGCGCAUUGAAGACGAUGAGGGCGGAAGGGCCUAUGGCGCUUUAUAAAGGGUUUAUUCCCACUGUUUCUCGCCAGGGACCGUUCACCGUCGUCCUCUUCGUUACCCUUGAGCAGGUUCGAGCGAUUCUCAAGGAUUUUUAGCUGCAUCUUGAACGACGUUUAUCGCUGGUUUUGAUUAAUGAUGAUGACGAAAAUGUAUUUUCUGCGUACUAUGAAGCAGAAUGGUUGCUGUACUUCUGAAUUAAAAUAUUUAUAAAAUUUUAAAAUUUUAAUCAUUA